AUGUACGAGAAGCUCAAAAGAAAGAGCAUCAAUCCCAAUUUACAGGAUGCUAUAUCAUCCCCACGACAACAACAGCCCCCACCUUGUGUCGCUCCACCAGCUCCACCUGGCAUGCCACAUCGUCCAUUAGGGCCUGGAGCAACUCACUUGUAUCAAACAAACAGCUUUGCUAGGCCAUCUGGCCCUCCAUACAAUAACAGUGGCCCAACGGAUGAGGAUCUAAUGUCUAGACUUGGGAGAGCCUCAAACAUUACUGCUGGAAGAUCUGUCUUUGUGCUACCUCAAUCGCCAGCAGUACAGAGCCAUCAUAGUCGCCUUCGUCAUGACCAUCACAGACCUUCCAGGAUUCCAUCGCCAUUGACUGCUCCUGAUAACUCUAUGCUUUCUUACCGACAUCAUCUGUCAAGACGAGAUAGCUUGGAUCGUGAAAGCCAGAUGCCACCGACUGCCACUUCUGCGGCUGAGUUUUACCACCAACGACAGCCACCACCACAACAUGAGCAACAAUUACUACCCUAUCAACACAAGCAUCGUCGCAAGGGCUCUCCUGCAUCGCAAUACUAUCAUAAAUUUGUGGAAAAAUCUCGACACAAGUAA
Molecule: messenger RNA, 597 nt
Organism: Mucor velutinosus
Lineage: Eukaryota; Fungi; Mucoromycota; Mucoromycetes; Mucorales; Mucoraceae
Exons: 1
Coding region: 1-597 (198 amino acids)
Source: RefSeq, a predicted model, not a curated record